Molecule: messenger RNA, 1295 nt
Organism: Oryza brachyantha (malo sina)
Lineage: Eukaryota; Viridiplantae; Streptophyta; Magnoliopsida; Poales; Poaceae
Product: plant UBX domain-containing protein 4-like
Exons: 4
Coding region: 113-1033 (306 amino acids)
Biological process (GO): membrane fusion; nuclear membrane reassembly; proteasome-mediated ubiquitin-dependent protein catabolic process
Cellular component (GO): nucleus; cytosol
Molecular function (GO): ubiquitin binding
Source: RefSeq, a predicted model, not a curated record
AACCGCAAUCCCCGCACAUCUCGAUUCUCGAAGGAAACCUACCCCGGCAAAGGGACCUCGUCGUCGACCCGCGAGCCAAACCCUACCUUCCGCCGCGACCGAUUUGGCGACGAUGAGCUCCUCCAACGGCGACGGCAAGAAACCGGCCUCUGGCGGCCGCGGGGGCCCCACGAUCCGCACCCUGGCGGACAUCAGCCGCGGCCCGUCCGGCUUCCCCGGUGGCGGCGGCGGCAGCGACUCCGACGAGCCGCAGGAGUACUACACCGGCGGCGAGAAGAGUGGGAUGCUCGUUCAAGAUCCAACAAGAAGAAACAAUGUGGAUGCAAUCUUUGAACAAGCCAGACAGAUGGGUGCUCUCCAAGAUCAACCACCUCCUUUCGAUGACCAAUCUUCCAGUUCAAGAAGCUUUACAGGGACUGGUCGACUUCUUUCAGGAGAGACAGCACCACCUGUACCUCAACCCCCUGAGAAUGUACUUCACAAUAUACAAUUCUGGACCAAUGGAUUCACUGUAGAUGAUGGUCCACUGCGGGAUUAUAAUGACCCUGCAAAUGAAGAUUUCAUUGAGAGUAUCAGGUUGUCCCAGUGCCCCAAUGAGUUGGAACCAGCUGAUAAAAGAACGCCUGUUCAUGUGAAUGUGAUCAAACGACAGGAAGAGUACCAGGUACCUGUAAGGCCUCCAUCACCCUUCCAGGGUGUUGGAAGAACCCUCGGUGAUGUAUCUUCUGGAGAAGAGUGCCCGGCACCCGCUCCUGCCACUGAAGAACCCAACAGGUCCAUUGGCAUAGUGGUGGAUGACUCGCUGCCGCGCACAUCCAUACAACUAAGGUUGGCUGAUGGCACUCGCAUGGUUGCCCGUUUCAACAUGCACCACACCGUGGGCGACAUCAGGUCUUUCAUCGACGCCUCUCGGCCUGGAGCUUCAAGGCCCUAUCAGCUACAGACUGGUUUCCCGCCGAAGCAGCUGGCUGAUCCAACGCAGACCGUUGAGCAAGCCGGUCUGGCGAACUCUGUCAUCAUUCAGAAGAUGUAGGCCUCUGGGGGGCAUAUGCAGUCUUUUGGAAACAAGAAUUCGGCAUUCUUGAUUAUCAUGCCAGAUACUGUAAUGGAAUACAUCCUCAAUCGACCCAGAUUACUGGUUUCAUUAGCCAUGUCGGUUUUUAAAUGAUAUCAGUGAAAUUUAUAAUCCUAUCAAUAGUAACUACUAAAAUGCAGCAAAUUGUUUGUGCCCGUCUUAAUCUGAUGCUGACUGGUUGUCAUUUGAGGCUCCCAUCUUUUGGCCUAAUGCAUAACAU